Molecule: messenger RNA, 1152 nt
Organism: Bacidia gigantensis
Lineage: Eukaryota; Fungi; Ascomycota; Lecanoromycetes; Lecanorales; Ramalinaceae
Exons: 1
Coding region: 1-1152 (383 amino acids)
Source: RefSeq, a predicted model, not a curated record
AUGUCCAUAGUCAAAGUAAUUGUGCCCGCGGGCGUUAUGGUUGAGGUUGUCGAGGAGGCUCAGACUAGUGGGAUGAACACUAGAAUAGGAGGUACUGAAAAUGUCCUAGACAUAGAGAAACGACUACAAGAAGCUUUCGAACGAGGUGCCGCCGAGCAGCGAGCAUUAGACGAGACAGAAAUGCUGAAUUUGUUAAAGGGCAAGGAUGAAGAGAUCAAGAAGGCACAAGAGGUGCUUGAUCAGAAAGACGUGGAGAUCGGGAUGUUGAAUGCAGAGAUCGACCGCCAAAAGGUGGUAGAGAGCAAAGUGAAGGCCCUUGAGUCUCAAUGUCGGGAGCAGGAGAAACUCCUGGAGCAUUCCGAGGAGGAGGUCAAUGCUUUCGUAGAGAAAGGCCGAAAGUUACAAAAGACACUUGAGGUUUUGCUUUUGGUGGAGAUGGCCCAUUUUCGAAGCCCAGUGGCUCCACAAACGGUGGAUGCGACUACCCAGACUCCUCCCACGCAGCUCGAUCACGAAACUGUGGAAAAGGGGAACGUGGCGGAGCAGAAAGGGAAAGCUGUUGAACAAGCGGCUGGGAGGAAGCGGGCGAGGGAGGAGGAAGAGGAGGAGGAGGAGGAUGUGACACCAGCGACGAAGAAGAGAAGAGCCGAACUUCAAUACCAGAUGAAUCAAAUUGCCCUGGAGACCGUGCCAGUUGAACAUAGAACCUGGAUAUGCGAGACGAUGGGGUGGCGUCUGGAGGAGGGGGAGGGGAAGGAGGGGGAGCAGGAGGGAGAGCAGGAGGGAGAGCAGGAGCAGGAGGAGCAGGAACAGGAGGAGGAACGAGAGGAGGAGGGGGAGGAGGAACGGGAGGAGGAGGCGAGCGAAGGUGGUUCCGAGGAACAAGGGGCGGAGGAAGGAGAGUUUGUGGGAGUGGAUGACGAGGAGGACGGGAUGGCACAAGGUGGUGGCCGUGCGGUGGAUAGCGACGACGAUAGCGACGACGAGGACGAAAAAGUCCCGCGUUGGCAGCAGCCCAAGACGCUGCAGCCGGAGGUGCCGCAGCAGGUGAAGCCAAAAGAGCAGCAGCAGCAGCAGCCGCAGCAGGUACUGGAGCAAGAGAAGCUGCAAAAGCAGCAAAAGAAGAAAGACCAGGAGGAGGAGGAGCUGUGA